Boleophthalmus pectinirostris (great blue-spotted mudskipper) is the source of this 1395-nucleotide messenger RNA. RefSeq names its product zinc finger and BTB domain containing 25 (gene zbtb25). The record is from RefSeq and is a predicted model, not a curated record. Gene Ontology annotation, cellular component: nucleus. Gene Ontology annotation, molecular function: RNA polymerase II cis-regulatory region sequence-specific DNA binding; protein binding; DNA-binding transcription factor activity, RNA polymerase II-specific. NCBI's taxonomy places the organism in Eukaryota, Metazoa, Chordata, Actinopteri, Gobiiformes, Gobiidae. Gene Ontology annotation, biological process: regulation of transcription by RNA polymerase II.
GUCCAGGUCCUGGUCCGGUGAGUCCCCGCGCGUGCACGGGGCUGCGGGGGAGCGUGCGCGUGUGACAGUGUGUGUGUAUGUGUGCGCGUGCGUGUGAGGGAGACGUGAGGACACAGAGCCAGAGCCGCGCUCCCGCUCAGACCCGGUCCAGACCCGGUCCAGACCCGGUCCGGAGCCGCUCUGGUCCCGUGGCGGGUCCGGGGUCCGGUUCGGGUCCGGUUCGGGUCUCGUGCGUCCGGAGCGGCUGUAUUUGAUGUGAGGAGGAUGCGCGCGCGUACAGGUGGAGGCCGCGCGCGAGGAGGAGGGGGCGGGGUCUGUCUCCGUUUGAUGUGUCUCCAUGGAAACGGGACUAAACCAGAGAUGGAGGCCCACAGUCUUCUCCUCCUGCAGCAGUUGAACGUUCAGAGGGAGUUCGGGUUCCUCUGCGACUGCACCGUCGCCAUCGGGAACGUGUUCUUCAAAGCUCACCGCGCCGUCCUCGCCGCGUUCUCCAACUACUUCAAGAUGAUCUUCAUCCACCAGUCCAGUGAGUGUAUAAAGAUCCAGCCGUCAGACAUCCAGCCGGACGUCUUCUCUUACCUCCUUCACGUCAUGUACACGGGGAUGAGUCCCAAACAGCCCGUGGACCAGACUCGGCUCCAGGAGGGCAUCCGCUUCCUGCACGCGUACCAGCUGUGCGCCCGCCGCCCGCACGAGCCCGCCGACCAACGACCCCAACGACCCCGCCGACCCCGCCCCCAACGACCCCGCCCGCCCAAAACCACACCCCCACCCCACGCCACCGCCGCCAACGAGGACCUGAGGCAGUCCAACCUGUACGGCAUCCAGAUCUCCUCCCAGAUCAGCGGCGCCAAGGAGGUGUGCGCGUCGUCCUCGGUCUCCAGGGGGCGCCCUCCGUCGGGCGGCGGGGGGCCCCUGUCUCUGUGCGCGGAGGAGGAGCGGCCCCUGUGCUCCGUGGCGUCGGGAGUCGAACCCUCGACCCGGAUCAAAGAGGAACCGGACGACGAGCUGGACCCGGGCUGCCUGCAGGAGGCGCUGCGCCAGAGCCAGGCCUUAGCCAAUCAGCUCGCAGCUCAGCUCCGCCGCAGCCGCGAGGGGGAGGGGCUCUGCCACGCGCCCGACAGUGAGGAGCGUCUAAGCCCCGCCCCCUCCAUGAGGAAGAGGAAGAUCGCGUGCGCCGUGUGCAGUCUGCGCUUCCCCCACAAGAGCGCGCUGCAGGAGCACAUGUACGUGCACACGGGAAAGCCCCGCCUCCACCCGCGCUACGGCCGCUGCACCGGCCCCGCCCACCCCGACCCCGCCCACAUGGACUCAGGGGGCGGGGCCUCCAACGGCAGCUCGUACUCGCUGGACUCUGAGGCGUCACAGGAGAGCGCUGUGGAGGGCGCCGUGUGA